AUGAUGAUGAUGGACAUGGGCAUGUACGGGACCUAUGGCAAACCUGACUCAUAUCCUAACUAUGUGUUCUCGGGUCAAGGAAAUCAUCACCAUCACCACCAUCACCAGCCUUCAUCCGUCGGUGGUCACGUGUCUGUGCCUCCUUCCCCAGAGGUAGCUCCAACUCAUUACUACCCCCAGACUGCAGUGGCGCCAUAUUCUUCAUCGUCUUCCGAGAGUUUCUUAACCGCCGAUUCGGGCACAUCGUCCAGUACACCGCCUCAAGGCUUCUACUCCCCGACGGGUGCCGUUCUCCACGAGAAUGGCUCCACCACAGCGAUAAUCUCUUCGGAGAAUGGCCUGAGCUACACCAAUCUGGAUUACGCAUCGUCUUCAUCGUAUCCAAAUCAGCAGCAGCAUGCAGUAGCCUCGGUGGAUCCGCAUCAAAGUUACCACGUUCAACAGCCUGCUUACAGAGAAGAUUCUCAUCACCAUCAUCAUCACCAUCAUCCAUCCAGUGGUAGCAGCCUGCAUCAAACCACAGUACCUCCAACUAGUCAUCCAAGAACGGAGCAUGAUCAACAACUCCAUCAUCAAUCUUCUAGUCAUCACCAUCACCAUCAUCACCAUCAUCACCAUGAACCCGAUUAUCCAAUAGCAGUUGGCGGGACUUCGAAUUAUCUUCAUCAACUGCCCUCCUCGGACGAAUCUUUGCAUUAUCAAACUCAGAUACAACAGAGCGAGUUUUCCACGCAUCCGUCGGCACAUUAUAAAGAAGAGAACUCGGACACAACUACCUAUCACAUUUUGCAACAGUCCAGUCACCUUCAACAUCCUCAUCAGCACGGGCAUCAUCAUCAACAGCAACAUUCGCAUGCACAUCAUUCGCAGCAACAACAGCAACAGCAACAGGCGCAAGUACCCACGUACAAGUGGAUGCAGGUCAAGAGAAACGUACCCAAGCCAGUCGCGACGAAAGCAAAUCCUAACGUAAUCGAGUUCGGUGGCGGUGCAGCCGCAGGAUCAAGCUCAUCCGUGUACGGAAGCACCGCCAGCGGAACAGUGAGCUGCAUCGCCGGUUCGUUGGCUGGUAUCGCUGGUAGCUUCAACAAUACAGGCCGUACGAACUUCACGAAUAAGCAGCUCACCGAAUUGGAGAAAGAAUUUCACUUCAACAAGUACCUGACGCGAGCGAGGCGUAUCGAGAUCGCUUCCACGCUGCAGCUUAACGAGACGCAGGUGAAGAUCUGGUUUCAGAACAGACGAAUGAAGCAAAAGAAGCGUAUGAAGGAAGGUCUAAUACCGGCAGAUAGCACGAAUGUGACGCCUCUGAGUGGUGCUAGGAGUAGCAGCAAUUCUCCGACGGGCUCGUCCAGUCACGAAAUCGGCGGUCUCGGUUUGUCUAGCUUUUCUAGUGACAACAGAAGAGAAUCACCCCCAUCUUCCAAGGAUUGA
Messenger RNA from Cyphomyrmex costatus, 1434 nucleotides. Its product is annotated as homeobox protein Hox-B1a. Gene Ontology annotation, biological process: regulation of transcription by RNA polymerase II. The coding region runs from base 1 to 1434 and encodes 477 amino acids. Gene Ontology annotation, molecular function: DNA-binding transcription factor activity, RNA polymerase II-specific; RNA polymerase II cis-regulatory region sequence-specific DNA binding. Gene Ontology annotation, cellular component: nucleus. NCBI's taxonomy places the organism in Eukaryota, Metazoa, Arthropoda, Insecta, Hymenoptera, Formicidae. The transcript is spliced from 2 exons. The record is from RefSeq and is a predicted model, not a curated record.